This is a messenger RNA of Mus musculus (house mouse), 938 nucleotides long. It is a transcript of the gene Zcrb1, whose product is annotated as zinc finger CCHC-type and RNA binding motif 1. The coding region runs from base 359 to 889 and encodes 176 amino acids. The record is from RefSeq and is a predicted model, not a curated record. Gene Ontology annotation, molecular function: RNA binding; zinc ion binding; nucleic acid binding. Gene Ontology annotation, cellular component: U12-type spliceosomal complex; nucleoplasm. The transcript has 9 exons. Gene Ontology annotation, biological process: mRNA splicing, via spliceosome. NCBI's taxonomy places the organism in Eukaryota, Metazoa, Chordata, Mammalia, Rodentia, Muridae.
GACGUCGCCCGGCGCGCCAGCCUCCGGCCCGGGGCCGUCGGGGUUUGGGGGAGUCGGAAGGAGCGCUGCACCGCGCUGCGUUCGCGGACGCCCGCGCUUUUGCGCGCCGCGGAAGGCAGCCGGAGGUGAAGCCGCCGCGGGCUCGCAUCCUCUCCGCUUCGCCUCUGCGCCGAAGAAAUGAGCGGUGGCUUGGCGCCAAGUAAAAGCACAGUUUAUGUAUCCAACUUGCCUUUCUCCCUAACAAACAAUGAUUUAUACCGGAUAUUUUCCAAGUAUGGCAAAGUUGUAAAGCCUGCCACGGAGCUCCCGGGAUCCCCCAGUUUCUGCCUGUCCAGAAUGAGGGGACAGGGUUACUAUAAUGAAAGACAAAGAUACUAGGAAGAGUAAAGGUGUUGCAUUUAUUUUGUUUUUGGAUAAAGACUCUGCCUUAAACUGCACCAGAGCAAUAAAUAAUAAACAGUUAUUUGGUAGAGUGAUAAAGGCGAGCAUCGCUAUUGACAAUGGAAGAGCAGCUGAGUUCAUCCGGAGACGAAACUACUUUGAUAAAUCUAAGUGUUAUGAAUGUGGGGAAAGUGGACACUUAAGUUAUGCCUGUCCUAAAAACAUGCUUGGCGAGCGUGAGCCUCCAAAGAAGAAAGAGAAGAAGAAGAAAAGGAAACUCCCUGAACCGGAAGAAGAAAUUGAGGAAGUAGAAGUGAGUGAAGAGGAAGGAGAGGACCCGGCUCUGGACAGUCUGAGUCAGGCCAUAGCGUUCCAGCAGGCCAAGAUUGAAGAAGAGCAAAGCAAAUGGAGACCCAACCCAGGGGGUCCCUCGACCUCAGAUGAUUCCAGACGACCAAGGAUAAAGAAAAGUGCAUACUUCAGUGAUGAAGAAGAACUUAGUGAUUAAAAUAUUUAUUUUGUAAAUAUUCAAAUAAAAUCUUACUGUACCAAAUGCA